UUGAAAGGGCUUUAAUGAACACUGUUUGGUGUGUUUGAAAGCUAAUGGUCAGAGGAGAGCAACAGAAACAGCCUCGGAGCUUUUAGGGUAAACCGAUUAGCAUUUUUCCCAAUUGAGAUGAUUGUUUCACCUUCCCUUUUUACCACAAGAUUUUUCAUCCUCCGUUGCCUUUUGUUGGUACUGAAAUGACAUACGGUUAAGGAAGCCGCUUCGGUGUGAAUGCAGUCCUUUCCCCCUCCUUCUCCUGUAGAAUCUCUGCCUGCCACAGACGGGCAGAGCAUGUGUUUCUCUUGUCUUGGUUGGGUGCACAAAUCUUCUUUUAUGUGUGCUGCUUCUUACCCUGUUGCCUAGACGAUCACUGGCUCUCACUAAGGAUGUCUGGUUCUCGUAAAGAGUUUGACGUGAAGCAGAUUUUAAAAAUCAGAUGGAGGUGGUUUGGUCAUCAGGCAUCAGCCCCUAAUUCCGCAAUCGAAAGCCACCAGGGAGACUUCUGGAAUAGAGGACAAAAUGUAACAACUGGUGGCACAAAGUUUCUAGAUUCGGGUAACCUACCUUUAACAGCAGUCGGUUACAGAAGGUCUAGCCAACAGGAUUUCCAGAAUUCACCUCCUUGGCCAAUGGCAUCCACCUCAGAAAUCCCUGCAUUUGAAUUCUCUGCAGAAGAUUGUGGAGGUGCACGUUGGCUUGACAGACAAGAAACAGAUGAUAGAGCAAGUGAAGAAGAAAAUGAAUCGGACAGCAGUUCGUGCAGAACCUCCAACAGCAGUCAUACCUUAUCAUCUUGUCAAACUAUGGAGCCCUGUACAUCAGAUGAAUUUUUUCAGGCUCUCAAUCACGCUGAACAAACUUUUAAAAAGAUGGAGAAUUAUCUAAGACACAAACAGCUAUGUGAUGUGGUGUUAGUUGCUGGUGAUCGGAGAAUUCCUGCUCACAGAUUGGUCCUCUCAUCUGUUUCGGACUACUUUGCAGCAAUGUUUACCAAUGAUGUAAGGGAAGCAAGACAGGAGGAAAUCAAGAUGGAAGGUGUGGAGCCAAAUGCAUUGUGGGCUCUGGUUCAAUAUGCAUAUACAGGUCGCCUUGAGUUGAAAGAAGAUAAUAUUGAGUGCCUGUUGUCUACAGCUUGCCUUCUUCAGCUCUCUCAGGUUGUAGAAGCAUGCUGUAAAUUCCUCAUGAAGCAGCUUCACCCGUCCAAUUGCCUUGGAAUCCGAUCUUUUGCUGAUGCGCAGGGUUGCACUGACUUGCACAAAGUGGCUCACAAUUACACUAUGGAAAAUUUCAUGGAAGUAAUUAGAAACCAGGAAUUUCUGCUAUUGCCAGCCACUGAAAUUGCAAAGCUUUUAGCAAGUGAUGACAUGAAUAUUCCUAAUGAAGAAACUAUAUUGAAUGCACUACUUACAUGGGUUCGACAUGAUUUGGAACAGAGAAGGAAGGAUCUCAGUAAACUCCUGGCUUACAUUAGACUGCCUCUGCUUGCUCCACAAUUUCUGGCAGAUAUGGAAAAUAAUGCACUCUUUAGGGAUGACAUUGAGUGUCAAAAACUCAUUAUGGAAGCAAUGAAGUACCAUCUGUUGCCAGAGAGACGACCUAUGUUGCAAAGUCCUCGCACCAAACCUAGAAAAUCUACAGUGGGAGUGUUGUUUGCAGUUGGAGGAAUGGAUGCAACAAAAGGAGCUACAAGCAUUGAAAAGUAUGAACUUCGUACCAACAUGUGGACUCCCGUUGCAAACAUGAAUGGACGAAGACUACAGUUUGGAGUUGCAGUCUUAGAUGAUAAAUUGUAUGUUGUUGGUGGCAGAGACGGACUGAAAACAUUGAAUACUGUGGAGUGCUACAACCCUAGAACGAAAACUUGGAGUGUAAUGCCACCGAUGUCCACACAUCGUCAUGGUCUUGGAGUAGCCGUAUUGGAAGGUCCCAUGUACGCUGUAGGAGGACAUGAUGGCUGGAGCUACCUGAACACGGUAGAAAGAUGGGAUCCACAGGCUCGUCAGUGGAACUUUGUAGCUAGUAUGUCAACUCCAAGGAGCACUGUUGGUGUAGCAAUAUUAAAUGGAAAGCUUUAUGCAGUUGGUGGUCGAGAUGGAAGUUCUUGUCUUAAGUCGGUAGAAUGUUUUGAUCCUCAUACAAACAAAUGGACUCUCUGUGCUCAAAUGUCAAAAAGAAGAGGUGGUGUAGGUGUAACCACUUGGAAUGGGUUCUUGUAUGCAAUAGGCGGUCAUGAUGCCCCAGCAUCAAACUUAACAUCCAGGCUGUCAGACUGCGUAGAAAGGUAUGAUCCAAAAACAGAUAUGUGGACUGCUGUGGCCUCUAUGAGCAUUAGCAGAGAUGCAGUGGGAGUAUGUCUUCUUGGUGACAAGUUGUAUGCUGUUGGAGGAUAUGAUGGUCAAACGUACCUUAAUACUGUGGAGUCUUAUGAUCCCCAGACAAAUGAAUGGACACAGGUUGCACCAUUGUGCUUAGGAAGAGCUGGAGCGUGUGUUGUGACUGUAAAACUAUAAAUUAUUUUCUCUGUGAAGGUGACAGUCUCUUCUGUAGGAGAAUUUCUUAUUUCCUCUAGCCAACUAAAAGUGCACCAGUAAACACCAGGUGCAGGGUAUCUACAACAGCAAAGUGUUUGGUCUCCAGCUGACGUACACCUACCUGUUGUUCUUACGGACCAAUAUUAAGCACUUUUUAAAGAAUCAUCUUUGUUACCUGUACAUUAGAAGAACUGCAAGCAAAUCAGCUGCAACCAAGAUGUUGCCAGAGGAGGACUUCCGUUGAGGAAAUACUAAGAAAAGAGCAAACUCAUUGUGAACUCCCUGGGAUAAUGAAAUGUUAUUUAGGGCCUUGAUCCCUCUAAAAUGCAGAGGAGUGAUGCUAUUAAUGGAUAUAGCUCCACUGAUGUCAUUGAGUCUAUCUCUGGGUGAAACAAGUUCCAGGAUUGGGCCCCAUAUAUUUAAUUUGCCUAUAAUAAACAUGUUUUGCUAUAGGUAUCUGAACUAUUACAAUGCAGUCUGACAAACCAAUGCAAACCAUUGUAAAUGGCAGGUGUAAUGCUUGCCUUAAAAAUGAAGUUGUGUAUUUGGUGAAUCUUUUGCACUUUUAUCAUCAUUCCUAGUUUAGAAAACUUUUUAUUUAACCAAAGCCUUAUUUUAAAUAUUGUCUUAUUAUGCUAACAGAAAUCUGCUAUUUAAUAAUAUCUGCAGAUUUUUGAUAUCCAGUGUACUUUUUUUUAAAGGUUUUCCGUAAGAUGGAGAACAUCAUACCUUUUUCUCUACUUUGGUUCUUAUAUUUACAUUGUUAUUAUUUUUAAGGAAAAAGCUGUAAGCAUGAGUUAUUAGUUGAAAAAAUUCUAAAGUGUAAUUAGUUAACCAGUUUAAUAAGAGCACUUUGGAAUUUUCAAAGCAUUCCAUUGCAUCUAGACUAAGAGUCUACUUUGAUUCUCUUUAGUUGUAUUUUACAUGAGGCUUUGCACUAAUUUGAGAAGUAUGAUUUUAUAAGAUGAAAUGAAACUGUUGUCUGUCUUUUUUUUCCCAAUAAGAUGAUUUCAAAAUGUAAACAGCCCCGUCCUACAAGAUGCUCAACUAGCACCACUUAAGCAUGUUCAGCAUCUUAUAGGAGAGCUGUGUGCUCCUGGCGGGAUUAUAUCAAAUCAGCUACCUAAUUUAACAGUUGCUUAAUUUUUUUCAGAGGCUUUAUGAUUUGCCUUUUUUGGCUCCUCUGCUAUGUCACACAGUUGCUUUGGAGGGUCUGAAUGUUUCUGACAGUCUUUCUGUAUUUGCUUUUCUGUGCCUUGCUCCUCCCCUUUUGGCAACAGUAGGCGGUCGCUUGUAAUGGAGGAUGUGGAGAUGUGAGCUCAUUGAAUGUUUCCCAAAUUGAAGCGUCCGACACCCAAAGUCUUUGUACGUUUGUAAUUUUAAAUUGACAUGUGUCAGUGCUCUUGACGAACUAUUUAUUGGUUUAAAGGAAAUUGCCAAACUUUGUGACGAAACCUGCACUGUUUGAAACUGAAUACAGCUAAACUUAAACGCA
Molecule: messenger RNA, 4014 nt
Organism: Cygnus olor (mute swan)
Lineage: Eukaryota; Metazoa; Chordata; Aves; Anseriformes; Anatidae
Gene: KLHL5
Product: kelch like family member 5
Exons: 11
Coding region: 375-2498 (707 amino acids)
Molecular function (GO): protein binding
Source: RefSeq, a predicted model, not a curated record